CGAUACGACUUAUGGGUAAUAUUGAUAACGUCAAGUCACAAGUGUUAAAAUUAUUAAUAUUUUCAUUGCUAAAGUGAACUGCGCCUGAAUUGGCAUUUGGCGCAGUCUGUAUCGGGAUUUGAAAGUGUAACGCGGCAAAUCGGAGCACAGCGUUACUUCAAAUAAAAAUCGUAAUAGUGAUAUAGUGCACUUAUAAAUAUUUUGUUGUGUAUUUAAACAAUGGCCGAGAAGCAAUUAAAGAAUCGUGUCUGCAUAGUUGGUUCGGGAAAUUGGGGAUCAGCAAUAGCAAAAAUUGUAGGCAAAAAUGCGGCUCGUCUUGCGAACUUUGAAGACAGAGUUACCAUGUGGGUGUAUGAAGAGAUGAUAGAUGGAAAAAAAUUAACAGAAAUCAUAAAUGAAACCCAUGAAAAUGUGAAAUACCUUCCUGGGCACAAACUUCCUGAGAAUGUGGUGGCUGUGCCAGACCUAGUAGAAGCUGCCAAGGAUGCUGAUCUGCUUAUAUUUGUGGUCCCACAUCAAUUUGUUAGAACCAUAUGUUCGACACUACUUGGGAAGAUCAAGCCUACAGCAGCUGCAUUGUCUUUGAUUAAGGGCUUCGACAUCGCUGAAGGCGGUGGCAUCGACCUAAUAUCGCACAUCAUCACGAGGUGCCUGAAGAUCCCAUGCGCGGUGCUUAUGGGUGCCAAUAUCGCUUCGGAGGUAGCCGAAGAGAAAUUCUGCGAAACGACGAUCGGGUGCAGGGACGUGAUGCUGGCUCCCAUGAUGCGGGACAUCAUCCAGACGGAGUACUUCAGGGUGGUGGUGGUGGACGAUGAGGAUGCUGUCGAGAUCUGUGGUGCUCUCAAGAACAUUGUCGCGGUCGGCGCGGGAUUCGUGGAUGGCCUAGGUUUUGGUGACAACACUAAAGCGGCAGUCAUCCGUCUAGGUCUCAUGGAGAUGAUCAAAUUCGUCGAUGUCUUCUACCCGGGCAGCAAGCUUAGUACGUUCUUCGAGUCAUGUGGCGUUGCCGACCUUAUCACAACGUGUUAUGGCGGUAGGAACCGUCGCGUGGCCGAAGCGUUCGUGAAAACUGGCCGCUCCAUAAAGGAGCUGGAAGACGAGAUGCUGAACGGGCAGAAGCUGCAAGGGCCCAUCACCGCGGAGGAGGUGAACCACAUGCUGGCCAACAAGAGCAUGGAGAACAAGUUCCCACUGUUCACGGCUGUGUUCCGCAUUUGCCGCGGCGAGCUGAAGCCGAGUGACUUCAUCGACUGCAUCCGUUCGCAUCCUGAGCACAUGAGACAACUGGGGCCCAAAUGUUCUCUGUGAUACGAGUGAAGCAUCCGGAAUUGUCCGCCAUUAUAAAAAUCAUUUCCCGCGCACCCAUCUGUCAAUGUCAAACGUUCUCCAAUGUUUUUAACAAUAUUUUUUGUAUAGAUACAUUAAUCAUCAAUUAAAAAAAAAUAAGUAAUGCAUUGUUUAUGAUUAUAUUUUUAUUCUUUAUUUUAAAUGUUAUAACAGAAGAGAACGUUAUUCUAUAUCAUGAGCACUAUCAUUUCACAUACAUAUUUUGAUCAUGUUGUGUUUCUGUUUUUUUGUUUACUUUGCGUAGUUUAUGGGGAAACUUUAAGCAUUGACUUGAAUUUAAGGAUUAUAUUAAUUGAAUCAUUGCAUUAUUCACGGGGUUAUUUGUAAUGUCUAGUGUGGUCGUAAGCUUAAGUUUUAUUUGUGCAUUUUUUAAUGUCGUCACUUAUUUUCUUAAUGUGGGUUUAUUGUUGUAUUUUUAAUCGAAAUAAGAAUUUGCUAGUACUUAUGUUAACAACUAACAAAAAUGACGUCAUAAAUAUAACUAUAAAUAUUAAAUUGGGUGCAAUAAGAAAUUGGAUUGUAGAAUUACUUAAUAUGAUUUGAGCCAACUAUAAGUUGAGAAGUAGGGUUAAGACUGGUCUCGUUUAAGGGUUUUUGUGUCAUUUUGUUAUAUAUUAUUGCCAUUUUAGUGUUAUAUUUUUUAAUGACACAAGUAAAGUAUAUAAAUCGUUCAAUACAUAUCUAUAGAAUAAUAACUAUAAAAAAA
Zerene cesonia (dogface butterfly) is the source of this 2053-nucleotide messenger RNA. RefSeq names its product glycerol-3-phosphate dehydrogenase [NAD(+)], cytoplasmic (gene Gpdh1). The transcript has 9 exons. Bases 220 to 1308 code for a protein of 362 amino acids. Gene Ontology annotation, cellular component: cytosol; glycerol-3-phosphate dehydrogenase (FAD) complex. Gene Ontology annotation, molecular function: NAD binding; protein homodimerization activity; glycerol-3-phosphate dehydrogenase [NAD(P)+] activity. Gene Ontology annotation, biological process: glycerol-3-phosphate catabolic process; carbohydrate metabolic process. The record is from RefSeq and is a predicted model, not a curated record. Lineage: Eukaryota; Metazoa; Arthropoda; Insecta; Lepidoptera; Pieridae.